GUCACAGCUCAACCCAUGUCAUUUUCAAUGAAAAGAAUGACGGAUAGACGGAUAGUCCCCAAAAAAGUAGAAAUUUGUUCCAGCCCAAGUAAAGAUAAGUUAACUCCGAUUCCCUUAACCACUAAAACCUAUAAAAUGUUUCGGGUAAUGUUUCAGAAAAAAUCAAAAAUUCAAAUAUUUACCCUAAUUUAAAUUAAAGAUUACAGCUCUGCUAAUGUGGAACAGCCCGGGUAAUUCCAGCUUUUAAAAGUAUUUUCCUAAUUUGCCCUAUGUUAUUCUCUUAUUUGCCCUAUGUUUUUCUCUUAUGAUUAUUAAAUUUGUUCUCUUUUUCAUAAAUUCUAAAUCAUCCCCGCGGAACAAACCUUUCACGCUCACUUUGUACAAAUUUCCCUUUAUUUUACUUCCCUCUACUCAAGAAACCCACCCGCCCACUUUCUCUUUGUUUUUUGUGUCUGCUUUUUUUCUUUGCCUUUUUAAAUUCUUCACACCUCGUACAUUCUUUUCUCUCCACGGUAAGACAAUAUGA
This is a messenger RNA of Meloidogyne enterolobii, 526 nucleotides long. Lineage: Eukaryota; Metazoa; Nematoda; Chromadorea; Rhabditida; Meloidogynidae. The record is from the annotation of a GenBank genome assembly.